Molecule: messenger RNA, 1279 nt
Organism: Chlamydomonas reinhardtii
Lineage: Eukaryota; Viridiplantae; Chlorophyta; Chlorophyceae; Chlamydomonadales; Chlamydomonadaceae
Exons: 6
Coding region: 283-1098 (271 amino acids)
Molecular function (GO): acyltransferase activity, transferring groups other than amino-acyl groups
Source: RefSeq, a predicted model, not a curated record
GGAAACCGGCAUACAGUACAUGGUGUGAUCUCUAUUUUUUUACACAGCUGCAAUAUGGUGUUGAAGUCCGCUCCGCAGCAUGCUCGCGUCCACCAUGGCAGCCAGGCGCGGUCUAGUAGAGUUAUCCCCGUAAAUAUUACGCUACAUGCUACAAGCACAACAUACAAGGCCAGGCUAGGCCAUAGCGCCAGAGUGCAAACCUGGCCGAGGCAUGCGCUGCGAGUGCGAGCUGACAGCGCCCCCGCUCCAACCUUCACGAAGCAGGAUGCUAAGGCCGCAGAGAUGCUCAACUUCAAGAGAGAAUUUGACCUUCCCGAGGGGCGUGUGGUCAUCCAACCACUGACAGUGCCCUACAUUGAGCAGACAUCAGAGCUGCUGGCGACAAGCUUCGUGACGGCGGUGUCCUACCUGGCGCCCUACGCCGCCUACGUGCGCCGCAACAUCGCCGCCUACCUGCGGGAGCACCAGGCGCUGCCGCCCAAGGCCCUGGUCCUAGUGGCGGUGCUGCAGCCGUACGCGCCGGCGCCGGUGCCGGGAGCGGCCACGGCAGGGCGGGAGGAGCAGGGUAAGGGUCAGGGGGCGGACAGCACGGAUGGUGCUGGGGGCGCCGGAGGCGAUGGCAACGGCGUGGGCCCAGGCGCGGUGCUGAGCGGCAGUCGGGCACGUGUUAUCGGCACGGCCGAGGUCAGCUUCAACCCGAGCACCCGCUCCUCGCAGCCCUUCCUGGACGCGCCUGCGCGCUGCGCCUACCUGACCAACAUGGCCGUGAGCCCGGUGUUCCGGCGCAAGGGCGUGGCGUCGCGGCUGCUGGAGGCGGCUGAGCAGGUGGCGGCGGGCGUGCAGGGCGAGCAGCGCAUGUUCCUGCACCUGAGAUUCGUGGACGAGACAGCCGCCAAGCUGUACGAGAGUGCUGGCUUCACCAUUGCGCGGCAGCACCCCCUGAUCCUGGCGUUCCUUGGACCCUUCGUGGGCAUACAGCGCAUGAAGCUCAUGGUCAAGCCCGUGGCCCCGGUCGCCGCGCCACCAGCUGCUGCUGCUGCUGCUGUUGCUGUUGCUGCUGAUGCUGACGACGGCGGCGCGGCGGGCAACCUCAACUGACUGAACGCUCAGCAACGAUUUUGCUGCAAGAGCCCGUGUGGCGGCGCAGGUGAGAUGGUCGGCGCACGGGCGGGGACGACGACAGCGUCGAAAGGGUGUCGGGGACCGAAACGCACUACGAAGGGCAAAGUUGGGCCAGGGCAACAAAAUAUGUCACGUUGUGAACCUGGAAUCUUAUUAG